AUGCUAUCCACUAGAUUUCUAACUCGUCCCACGGUAUCCACCUUUGCAGUCUUACGCAGGGGUUCAGCCUGCUUUCAUUCAUCGUCUGUUCUGCAGACAGGAAAAGUUUUUGAAGCUCAAGAAGAGACGUUUGGGAGUUUAGUAGAGAAGGCCAGUGAGCCCGUUAUCGUCGAUUUCUAUGCCGAGUGGUGUGGACCAUGUAAAGUCCUUGCACCAAUCAUCGAAAGCGCGGUGAAUUCGAACAAAAAAGUUACUCUCGUCAAAGUCGAUGUCGACAAAAUUCCCGACAUUGCUCAUAAAUAUGGUGUUUCGUCGAUGCCAACUGUGAAGGCCUUUCACAAGGGCAAAGUAGUGGGUGGAUUUAUAGGCGCACAACACGCAAAGUUCGUCAAGGAAUUCGUGGAAAGGGCCGGAUCAUUGGCCAACUGA
This is a messenger RNA of Paraglomus brasilianum, 429 nucleotides long. NCBI's taxonomy places the organism in Eukaryota, Fungi, Glomeromycota, Glomeromycetes, Paraglomerales, Paraglomeraceae. The record is from the annotation of a GenBank genome assembly.